GCCCCGUUUGGCGACGAUGAGGGUUCUCGUGGUCUUGGCGACGUGGCUGGCUGUGGCGUUUGCCACCGAUACCUUUGACGGACACCAGGUGCUCAGAAUCACGGCUGCUGAUGAAGCUCAGGUGGAGAAGUUGAAGGAGCUGGAAGCUUUGGAGAAUCUCCAGCUGGAUUUCUGGCGAGCACCGGCUCACCCCGACCUCCCCACAGAUGUCCGUGUGCCUUUCCACAGCCUUCAAGGGGUCAAGAUCUUCCUGGAGAGCAAUGACAUCCAAUACUCCAUCAUGAUCGACAAUGUUCAGAAAUUGAUUGAUGAGGAGAGGAGUCAUAUGAUGCGCCAACGUCAACUCCCAGAAUUGUCACUCGCCAAUUUUAACUUCGCUACUUACCACGACUUGGAUACAAUCUAUAACUUCAUGGACCUCUUGGUGCGUGCGAAACCCCUCCUGGUUAGCAAAAUUGAGAUUGGCCAGACAACUGAAGGACGUCCGAUCAACGUCUUGAAGUUUAGCACCGGGGGAACCAACCGGCCAGCGAUCUGGAUCGACACCGGCAUCCAUUCCCGCGAGUGGGUCACUCAGGCCAGCGGAAUUUGGUUUGCAAAGAAGAUCUUUGAAGAUCACGAGACGGAUCCUUCUCUCCGGUCCAUCAUGAACCAGUUCGAUAUCUUCUUAGAGAUCGUCACCAAUCCUGACGGUUAUGCCUUCACACACACCAAGAACCGUAUGUGGCGUAAGACCAGAUCGAAGAGGGAAGGGUCAACUUGCAUCGGCGUUGACCCCAACCGGAACUGGGCAGCAGGCUUUGGAGGAAAUGGCGCCAGUGGGAACCCGUGCUCGGAAACCUACCGUGGACCGUAUGCGGAGUCCGAACCGGAGGUGAAAGCCAUUGUGGAUUUUGUGCGGCAACAUGGCAACAUCAAGGCUUUCAUUUCCAUCCACAGUUACUCCCAGAUGCUCCUCUAUCCUUAUGGUUACACCAAGCAGCAAGCGGCAGAUCACCUGGAGCUGGAUGCUCUGGCGAAGAAGGCCGUCGCCGCUCUGGAGUCCCUCCACGGAACCAAGUACAGAUACGGCAGCAUCAUCAACACGAUCUACCAAGCAAGCGGAGGCACGGUUGACUGGACCUACGACCAAGGCAUUAAAUACUCCUACACCUUUGAGCUGAGGGACAAAGGCCGGUACGGGUUCCUCCUCCCGGCUAACCAGAUCCUUCCCACGGCAGAGGAGACCUGGCUCGCCCUGAUGGUCAUCAUGGAGCACACGCGGGACCACCCCUACUAAGCCGGAGGGAGGGGCCAGGUU
Pseudonaja textilis is the source of this 1300-nucleotide messenger RNA. RefSeq names its product carboxypeptidase A1 (gene CPA1). The record is from RefSeq and is a predicted model, not a curated record. Lineage: Eukaryota; Metazoa; Chordata; Lepidosauria; Squamata; Elapidae. Gene Ontology annotation, biological process: proteolysis. Gene Ontology annotation, molecular function: metallocarboxypeptidase activity; zinc ion binding.